AGUCGAUGUCAUAAAUCUACUUCAACCUUCAGACCAAGAAAUGGAAUUCCUUGUCGGCAUAACAGGAAAAGAUUUCGUGCUUACCGCCGCAGAUACUUCUGCAGCACGUUCGAUUACUGUCAUGAAAUCUACUGAGGACAAGUCCCGCGAUCUCAACAAGCAUAAUAUCAUGUUGUACUCUGGUGAGUCAGGGGAUACUGUCAAUUUUGCGGAAUAUAUCCAGCGAAACGUUAGACUGUAUGGAAUUAGGAAUGGUAUCGAAUUAACACCAAAGGCUGCUGCUACUUUUACAAGAAAACAAUUGGCAACAAUUUUCCUUCUCAUUGCUGGGUACGAUAUAACGACGUCAAAACCUCAUUUGUAUUGGAUCGAUUAUCUUGGCUCUUCCGUCGAAGUGCCUUUUGCCGCCCAUGGAUAUGGUUCUUAUUAUUGCAUGUCGAUUUUGGAUAGAUAUCACCAUCCAGACAUUACCCUUGAUGAGGCAAAGGUCCUAGUCAAAAAAUGCAUAGAUGAGUUAAAAAGUCGAUUCGUCAUCAACCUCUUAGAUUUCAAGAUCAAAGUUACAGAUCAAGAUGGAAUUCGAGAGAUUACAAUCUGA
Racocetra fulgida is the source of this 598-nucleotide messenger RNA. The record is from the annotation of a GenBank genome assembly. NCBI's taxonomy places the organism in Eukaryota, Fungi, Glomeromycota, Glomeromycetes, Diversisporales, Gigasporaceae.